AUGACCGCCCUUCUUCGAAACGAGUGCAAGCAGGCCCUCGCAAAGAGUCUGCCAUGGACGAAAUCGCCCCUCGUCAUCAGCGCGCCCAUGCGCGUCAUGACGGGGCCGGGCCUGGCCGUCGCCGUCUCCUCCGCCGGCGGCCUGGGCUUCCUGGGGCCGACCCUCAAGCCAGAAGACGUCUUCGCCGACCUCGACAAGGCCGCUGAGCUCCUCGGGUCCUCGCCCAUCCAGGGCGCCGCAGGCCCCUCGCUGCUCCCCAUUGGCGUCGGGUUCCAGACGUGGAACGGCGACCUCGAGGUGGCCGUGUCUGCCGUGGCCAGGCACCGCCCCUGCGCCGUGUGGCUGUUCGCACCGCGUCGCGGCCAGGCCGAGCUCGACGAAUGGACCGCCGCCAUCAGGAGCGCAUCGCCAGACACGCGCGUCUGGCUGCAGGUCGGCUCCCUCGGCGAGGCUGUCGACGCCGCCGCCAGCGCGACACCCCCCGACGUGCUCGUCCUCCAGGGCGCCGAGGCAGGCGGGCACGGCAGGCACAGGGACGCCCAGGGCACCAUUGCCCUCGUCCCAGAGGUGUCGGACGCCCUGGGGCACAGCGGGAUUCCUCUGGUUGCGGCGGGAGGCAUCGUCGACGGGCGCGGCGCGGCGGCUGCGCUGGCACUGGGCGCCGCGGGCGUGGCCAUGGGCACGCGGUUCCUGGCGUCCAGCGAGGCCCGGAUCAGCAAGGGCUACCAGAGCGAGGUUGUGCGAGCGUCCGACGGUGCUAGGAAUACCGUGCGCACGCAGCUGUACAACCAUUUACGUGGCACGUUUGGCUGGCCGGAGCCCUUUUCGCCUCGCACGCUGAUCAACAGGAGCUGGAGGGAUCACGAGGCCGGCGUCCAGUUCGACAGGCUCAAGGAGCUGCACGACGAGUCUGCCAAGACUGGCGAUGCGGGCUGGGGUCCCGAGGGGAGGCUGGCAACGUAUGUCGGCGCCGCGGUAGGACUGGUUCGGCGUGUGGACGAUGCGGCGGUGAUUGUGCGCGAGACGCGGGACCAAGCAAGGGCCAUUCUUACAUCAGUGGUUGCUCAUCUGUAG
This is a messenger RNA of Metarhizium brunneum ARSEF 3297, 1074 nucleotides long. It is a transcript of the gene ncd-2, whose product is annotated as Nitronate monooxygenase. Gene Ontology annotation, molecular function: nitronate monooxygenase activity. The record is from RefSeq and is a predicted model, not a curated record. NCBI's taxonomy places the organism in Eukaryota, Fungi, Ascomycota, Sordariomycetes, Hypocreales, Clavicipitaceae.